Messenger RNA from Wickerhamiella sorbophila, 555 nucleotides. Its product is annotated as Thymocyte nuclear protein 1. The record is from RefSeq and is a predicted model, not a curated record. Bases 1 to 555 code for a protein of 184 amino acids. NCBI's taxonomy places the organism in Eukaryota, Fungi, Ascomycota, Dipodascomycetes, Dipodascales, Trichomonascaceae. Gene Ontology annotation, cellular component: nucleus. The transcript has a single exon.
AUGCCUUGGUUGUUGAAAGCAGAACCGGACUCGAGGAUCGUAAAGGGUGUGGAUGUCAAGUACACUAUUGACGAUUUAGAAGACGAACAAGUUGGUCACUGGGAAGGCAUUCGGAAUCACGAGGCUAGAAAGAAUCUACUGGCAAUGAAGGAAGGAGACAGGGCAUUCUUUUACCGCUCCAAUUGCAAACAGCCCGCAAUUGUUGGUACUAUGACCAUUGAUAAAGAAGCCUACGAAGACCACUUUGCCAAAGACCCCAAGCAUCCGUACUAUGAUGCGAAACACACGGGGAAAUGGGUUAUGGUGGACGUUCGGUACCAAUCACAUUUGCAGCCAAUUUUGCUAUCUGAACUACGGGAGAAUCCGAAACUUAAGGAUAUGGCUUUGUUAAAACGCUCUCGACUCUCAGUAACGCCGGUUACCGACGACGAAUUUGAUGAGAUUCUAGCAAUGGCUGGAGUCAACCCGGAGAAGCCCGACCAAGAGGCUUCAGAAGCUGAAAGUGGUGAGGAAACAAAAUCUGAAAGCCCUGGGAACGGUACAAAGAAAGACUAG